UAAUAAGUCAAAUAAAAAAGAGAAGAAUUUUUUUUUGGUGUAAAGUUAACAUACGUGUUUCAGUUUUCAACGAGGAAGAAAAAAACUGGAACAUAAAUUAAAGGAUGAAUAGCAAUACAUCAGUUUUUAUUCAACAGUCAUCAAAUUUUCAAUUUCUUUCCGUUUGUCACUAUAUUAAUAUUUUUGGUCUCUAUUUUUAUAACAAAAAUUUAAUUACAUUUGAAAAGCAAAGUGAUACGAUUUUUAUUUUAAAUACUUUGUUCGAGUAUUUAAAUAAAUCGAAAAAUGAAUCCAAGGCGAAACUUCAAUUACUUAGGAAAGUAUUAAAAGGAAGUGAUCUUUAUGGUGGUGGAGAAAAUGAAACACUUGACAUGAAAUACGUUGAUGAAACAUAUCAGUACAUCAUUAGUAAGGCUCUAUUUUCUCACUAUGGAAAUAUUAAUGGUUAUUUGGCAAAAAUAAUUAACGUUGCUGAUAAUUUGAAUUAUUUAGCUCUUAGGGAAAAAGUGUUUCGACAUUUUUUGAAAAAUUACGAAAGUAGAGAAUUUUGUUUCAAUAAUUAUUCGACGAAAACUUAUAAUAAUUCUUUAGGAAUUGAUUUCAAUAAUAUUUCUCCGAAAAAUUAUAGUUCAAAAUUCAGUAUUUUAACAAUUAAACAAAUUUUUUACAAUUACAUUUGGUCAAUAUUUCCCGAACCCGAACAAGAUACAAAUAUAAUGGAAGUGAAUUAUAUAUACGCAAUGGUUGGUUUAAAAAUUGUUAGAUCUCUAUCCGACGUAUCGAAUCUCACAUUUCAAGAAUAUAUUUUAAUAGCCCGCGAAAUUGAUUUACACGAUUAUCAUAAUGAAACUUAUGAAAUGAUAUUAAAAUUAUUCUCAACGUCGGCAUUAUUUUUUUACGCUCACAAUAAGAAGGAAAAAUUUCAAAAAAUAGAUUCUAAUCUAACUAAUGAAUUUUGGAUUGAAGCUUAUGAAAAUUUAUUCACUCAUAUUACAUUCACAAUGCGUCGUAUUGUACGCGAGGAAUUAAAAACAAGUCUACAUUAUCAAUUGGAGAAAAAAAUUAAUUUACUAAAAAGUCGUACAUUCAUUGCCUCUGAGAUAUUACAUUUAUAUUGUAAUUAUGAGAAUUAUAUGAAAGUACCGCAUAUUUAUGUGGCUAUUUAUAAAACUUUAUAUCUUUGGAUAACAAAACUUUUAUUACCCAAUGAUUGUCAUUCUGAUCUUCCCGAUUUGGAGAAAAUUUAUUACGAUCAAUUUUUAAAUGUUGAGGAAAUAUAUAAUAAAAUUGAAAGAAAUGCAAUUGAAAAAGUUUUAAUUGACAGUAAAAUAAUAGAAAAUUACACGGAGGUUAGUAUAAUGUUAGCACGUGUUCCUGAUUAUCGUAUGCAUUGCAUGUAUUGUGCUCCUAUACCUCGGAUGAUAAAUACAAAUAUUUAUCUUUUAUUUGCUGUGAAAAAAAAUGAGGAAAUUAAUUUUUAUGCUUUUAAACAAGAAAAUAAUACUCUAUCUUUGUUAAGAAACAGAGGAAAUGAACAGGAGUUUGCCAAAGCUGUUGCUAAUGAUUCAUCGUUAAAAAUGGAAAUUGCAGUGUUUGCUAAAAAUUUGAAAUACUACAAUGAGGAUAGAGAGGUGUUUAUCAAAAGGGUCGCUGACAUAAAAACGGCAUUAUUUUUAAAUAAAUUAAAAAUGUACUAUUAUGACGAAACAUUAGGGGAGAAAUUUUUAAAUUUUGUCAAAUCACUUAUUCCAUUUUACAGUUGUAUUGAAAAUAUAAAAGGGGACAAUUUAAUAGCGGCUGGAUUUAGUUGCACUAUGGAUAUAUUUACACUGAUUCCAAUAAUUGCAUUUGCUGCCAAAUACACAACUACAGUUAGUAAUUUAAUAGUGGAAAUUGGAGAAAAGUAUCUAAUCACUAAUUCACUUCUCAGAGCGGUUAAUAUAAAGCUACCUUUAGUUACUACGUUUAGACAAAUUUCCCAAAUGAUCGUUCAAAGUGUAGCUAAAGAGAUUUUGACCAAACAAAUGUUAAAAGAUUUAACGAUAGCUUCUCUUCGAACUAUAGAUCCGGGUUUUGAAUUAUCAUAUCAGAUAACUAGAUUUGGAUUUCAUGUAUUUCGUAAAGUAUUCCGAAAUAUGAUAACAAAUUUUCGUAAUAUUCCCUUUUUGCAAAAUACCCUUGUUUUUGUGAAAUCGUUAAUGAGAAAUUUAAAAUUAAAAAUGAGGCUUAUUUCCGAUGAUAGUGGAUUGGUACCAGUGAUUCUAGCCAAAAGUAACGAUUACGAAAUUGUUAGAUACCUCUAUCCAGGUGGAUCGCAUUUUUUUGGACCCACUUGCCUAAAAUCUUUAGGAAAUACUGCAGAAUUAAGAAGCAUUGAGGGAUAUUCAUUUACCCUACCAGUUGUGAGGGAAAAAUCAGGUUUCUACAAACAAUAUAAUCCAAAAACUGGUGGUACAAUUGAUAAUUUAAAAAUGAAUUCUAAUGAUGUUCUCCAAAGAGUUGGGAAUUUAAUAAACGAAAUGAUUAUCAAUGGACGUGAUGUAAAUAUAAUUCAUAAUUAUCAUGUUUAUCAUAAUAGAAUAAAUUGGAAUCCACCUGCUGAGGUAAAUCCAAAUCGGGAAACAAUUCAAAAUUCCGUUAAUGAAUUUCAAGAAGAGGGAACAUCAAAUAAUGAAGGUGACAAUUUCGAUCAAUCGGAAACGUCAAAAGAAACAAAAUCCAAUUUUGAUUUGUAUUCAAUGACACUGAAGGAUCUUCUAAAUACCGGUGAAAAGCCACCACCAUCUGUUAAAACGCUCUCUGAUUUUGCCGAAUCACCACCGCCGGUGAAUUGGAAAAUUAAAAAUUCAAAUUCUGAUGUGAAAAAUAAUUUGAAAACUUCGGCAAAUAAACGAAAAUUAGAAGAACCAACCAGUGGAGAAGGGAAAAAAUUUCUCAUUACCGAAGUAAAAAUAAUUUCUCAACCAUCGACGUUUGUAACGAUACUAAAUCCAAAAUUUUAUCAAACUCUCCUAAAGGAACCAAUAUAUUUAAAAUACGUCGAAAUUCUUUUUGAUUGGCAAAAAAAUGGAUUAUCCACAUUAAAAAUAGAGGGAAAAAUAAAUUUUUUACGCACUGCUAUUAAUAAAUUAACUCUUCUUCAUUUGGAACAAUCAUUUCCAAUGGAAAUACCAAAAAAAUUAUGGUACACCCAAACAAUAAAAGGAAGGAAUAAUAUUGAUUUUAUGAAAAAUUUAAAAGGUAAAUCAUUUUUUUUCAACGAUAUCACAUUAUUGAAAAAUAAACCACCGGGUCCAUUGGAAUUUAAUAAUUGGCAUCAAUUUCAUAGUGAAUUUGAAGUACGUUAUCAUAUUAAAAUUUUAUCAUCAAAUGGAUUUUUAGAUUUAAGCAAUUUUCAUGAUGAAUUCAAAAAUAAUUAUAUUACAUUCAAUGAUGUGCUAUUUACUGUAAAGGAUACAUUUUUCACUGCUAAUAAUAAGGUACUAAAUAUUGAAUUAGUAAAUCAGGAAAUUUCCAUCGAUUUAUGGAAAAGACAUAGAAAAUUAGAUAUGAAGAAUUUAUUAAUUGGAGAUAUUACCAAAACUGAACGAAUGAAGGCAAUUGACAAUGCCGCUGAUUUAAUAACAGAAAAUACGCCACUUUGUACAUUUACAAGUGUAAAAAAAUUUCUCUCCAAUUAUAUUUUAGCAAUAAAAUUAAAUAAUGAUAAUUUUGUUCCAACUUAUAAAAUGUUUGCCGAGGAUGUAAAUUCAAUGAUGUAUCAUUAUUCUUAUACUAAUUGGAAAAUUGAAAAUAAUCCCCAUAUUCAAGAUGUGUUAAUAAAUUAUAAUUUAGAUGAAACCAUUGAAUUAAAGGAAGCAAAACGAAGAAUUGAUGAUGUUUAUGAUGAAAUUUAUUUUGAAAAUAUUGAAAUUACUUUUGAAAAUUAUCAAAAAAUACCAAAUGUCAAUAGAUAUUUUCGAUUUGAAGAUUAUUAUGUUUUACAUUCAUUGAUUAAUAAUAAAUUUGUUAUGAAUAAAAAUGGAAUAAGACGUUUUGAAGUUGCCAUAAAUCGACUUGGUAUUAGACAAUGUGAUGAGGAAUUAAUUAAAAAACCAAUAACACUCUAUCGUGGUGAAUUAAUAACAAAAGAAAUGUCUGAAAAACUUAUUGAAUCAUUGCGUAAAGAUAAUAUUGUUGCAUUUGAUAAAUUUAAAAAAUUUUCACCACAUCGCGAUAUUGUAUUAGUAAAUUGUUUAAAUCAAAUUGAUUCCCCUUCGUUUGUUUCGUUAAUUAUUGAAGUUACAUUAAAUAAUCGUGCUGGCGUUACGGAUGUUAGUCAAUUUUUAAAAGACAAUCAUUUAGUACAUAUUGUUACAUCGGAUUUUGAAUUUGUAUUUGACGAUUGGAGUCAUAGUAAAAUUCUCAAUGAGGAUAUUUUAAUUAUGCGAAUGCAUGAUAAUACGAAAAUUUCAACUGAAAAACGUAUGAUUCAAAUGUCAAAGAAAUUACAUGAAUUAUUUUCCACUGAUACGAAAUUUUAUUCCGAUGUCAUUGAAAUUUCAGAUUAAUAUAUAUAUUUUUUUUUCAUUUUUGUUUCAUUUAUUUUGUAAUUAAUUUUAUUUCAUUAAUUUGUAAUUAAUUUCUAAUUAUUUCAUUUGUAAUUAUUUUCUAAUUAAUUAAUUUUAUUUCAUUAGUUUGUAAUUAUAAUUAAAUCAGGGAAAUUAUAAUAAAAAUCUAAUUUUAUAAAUACA
Messenger RNA from Leptopilina boulardi, 4733 nucleotides. RefSeq lists its product as uncharacterized. The transcript is spliced from 2 exons. Lineage: Eukaryota; Metazoa; Arthropoda; Insecta; Hymenoptera; Figitidae. The record is from RefSeq and is a predicted model, not a curated record. Bases 105 to 4550 code for a protein of 1481 amino acids.